Ziziphus jujuba (common jujube) is the source of this 1723-nucleotide messenger RNA. Its product is annotated as aldehyde oxidase GLOX. NCBI's taxonomy places the organism in Eukaryota, Viridiplantae, Streptophyta, Magnoliopsida, Rosales, Rhamnaceae. The coding region runs from base 84 to 1712 and encodes 542 amino acids. The record is from RefSeq and is a predicted model, not a curated record. The transcript has a single exon.
UCUUUAAAAAACAAAACAAAAGGCACAAGAAGCUGCUCCACAUUCCACCUCACUCACUUUUUUUUCUUCAUUCACUGUCCUAAAUGGCCGCUCCACAUCUCCUCCUCCUCCAAUGGCUUUCAUUAUUCUUCAACUUCAUCAUUUUCACCAAUAUCUUCUUCUUCGCCGCUGCUCAGCUCCCAGGCACGUGGGAGCUUCUCCUUCCCAACGCAGGCAUAGCCUCCAUGCACACCGCCGUCACGCGCUUCAACACCGUCGUACUCCUCGACCGCACUAACAUCGGACCCUCUCGCAAAAUGCUUCCAAAAGGUCACUGCCGUAACGACCCGAACGACGAGGUUCUCAAGCGUGAUUGUUACGCGCACUCCGUCGUCCUCGACCUUCAGACCAACACCGUCCGACCGCUGAUGAUCCUCACCGACACCUGGUGUUCUUCCGGUCAGUUCCUUCCCGACGGAACGCUUUUACAGACGGGUGGUGAUUUGGACGGCGUCAAGAAGAUAAGGAAAUUCACGCCUUGCGAGGCCAACGGAAGGUGCGAUUGGGAGGAAUUGACCGACGUUGAACUGGUCGACGGAAGGUGGUACUCGACCAAUCAGAUUUUGCCAGAUGGCUCGGUGAUCACUGUCGGUGGGAGAGGGGCGAACACUGUGGAGUAUUACCCGCCGAGGAAAAACGGUGCCGUUUUGCUCCAAUUUCUAGCUGAGGCGGAGGACAAUCAGAUGGACAAUUUGUACCCUUAUCUUCACCUCCUUCCCGAUGGCAACCUCUUCAUCUUCGCUAAUAACAAGGCGGUUUUGUACGAUCACCAAGGGAACAAAGUCGUGAGGGAAUAUCCACCGUUGGAUGGUGGCCCACGGAAUUACCCAUCCGCUGGAUCAUCCGCGAUGCUUGCGCUUCAAGGGGACUACUCAACGGCUGUGAUCGUCGUCUGCGGUGGGGCCCAGUACGGUGCUUUUAUAGAGCGGAGUACGGAUACACCGGCUCACGGUAGCUGCGGACGCAUUGUGGCUACCGAACCCAACCCGGUUUGGCAAAUGGAGGACAUGCCGUUCGGGAGAAUCAUGGGUGAUAUGGUGAUGCUACCGACCGGUGAGGUUUUGAUUAUCAAUGGAGCUCAGGCUGGAACUCAAGGCUUCGAAUUGGCUUCCAACCCGUGUUUGUAUCCGGUUCUUUACCGACCCGAUGAACCUGUUGGGUUACGGUUUAUGACGUUGAACCCGGGUACUGUACCCAGAUUGUACCAUUCCACCGCCAAUCUGUUACCCGACGGUCGGAUAUUGGUUGCGGGUAGCAACCCGCAUUAUUUCUACAAAUUCAAAGCGGAAUACCCGACGGAGCUGCGGAUCGAAGCGUUUUCGCCCGAGUAUUUGUCUCUGGAUCGGGCAAAUAUUCGACCUGUAAUCGAGGGAAUUCCGGAGACGGUACGCUACGGCGCCGUUUUCGAGGUGGUGAUUUCGGUGUCUUUGCCCGUGGUUGGGAUGGUUGAGGUUAAUCUGGGAAGCGCACCUUUCUCGACGCACUCGUUUUCGCAAGGUCAACGCCUGGUCAAAUUAGCCGUUACGCCGACGUCGCCGGAAGAAAGUGGCCGUUAUAAGAUCAGCUGUACGGCUCCGCCUAACGGUAAGGUUGCUCCGCCGGGUUAUUACAUGGCUUUCGCGGUGAAUCAGGGAGUGCCAAGUGUCGCACGUUGGAUAUAUUUGGUGUCUUAAAACUUUUUUUU